This is a messenger RNA of Heterostelium album PN500, 405 nucleotides long. RefSeq names its product RING finger protein. Lineage: Eukaryota; Evosea; Eumycetozoa; Acytosteliales; Acytosteliaceae. The coding region runs from base 1 to 405 and encodes 134 amino acids. The record is from RefSeq and is a predicted model, not a curated record. The transcript has 2 exons.
AUGUUUAAAAAGUUAUUUAGUAAUACAAAAGAGGAAGAGAUUGCAAAACUGAAACUAGAGAUGGCUACGCUAAACGAAGAGAUAGUUAAAAUGAACGAAGAGAAGAAUGGUCAUUUAAAGAUGAUACAGGAUCAUAUGAAUAAACCACCAUUUUGGCAGGUUUCCAAAGAGGAGUUGGCAAAGAUGACCACCGAUGAACUAACGAAUCUCAGCUCCGUACUCACAAAGAAGUCUUCAGAGAUAACAAAGAUCAUCAGUGAACGAAAUCUCUGUAUAGUCUGUCAAGAACGUUCGAGAAACACUCUCUUUUCACCGUGUUUACAUUACAACUGUUGCAACACGUGCGCAAAUACACUCAUCAAAUGUCCGACAUGCAGAAAUUUAAGAUUUAUGGAAAAGGAAUAA